Hipposideros armiger (great roundleaf bat) is the source of this 4508-nucleotide messenger RNA. It is a transcript of the gene NPHP4, whose product is annotated as nephrocystin 4. Gene Ontology annotation, cellular component: non-motile cilium; ciliary transition zone; cytoskeleton. The record is from RefSeq and is a predicted model, not a curated record. Lineage: Eukaryota; Metazoa; Chordata; Mammalia; Chiroptera; Hipposideridae. Bases 530 to 4201 code for a protein of 1223 amino acids. Gene Ontology annotation, biological process: protein localization to ciliary transition zone; negative regulation of canonical Wnt signaling pathway. The transcript is spliced from 28 exons.
GCCGCCGCGCUGAUUGGCUGGUACUGGCGGAGCGGAGCCCCUUGACUUGGGCUCUGAUUGGUCCCCUGGCCCUGCCGACGACGGUGACGUGGGGUGGGAUCUCGGCCCAAGCGCGCGGUGCGCCGCCUUGCGAGGCUCCUCCUGGGGUGGCAGCAGCCGGGUCUCCCUUUAGCCGGUCCUUGGUCCGCGAGCCCUGCGGCUCCGGUAGGCAUCGGUCAGCCACCGGGGCUCUGGGUCCGUCGUGGGGCACCCCUUCGAAAGCGUGGGCCUCGUAGAUCCAGGGUAGGCGCGGGCGCGAUGGGCCCGUCUCCUAGGUAACGCCGCUUGCGGUGGACGGAACCACGUUGGCUGGCGCUGCGGGGGAGGCUGGACACGACUUCGAGUCGCGAGGGCAGUAGAGCGGGCCGGGUUCUCGUGUUAGGGAUACAUUCCAUGAGGGCAGGGAGCUCGUCUGCUGUGGUCAGCGUGGUUUCUCCAGGUCCUGGCAUGUGGUGAUCCUGGAGGCCCAAGUGACCCUCAGAUUGGCAGAAUGCAUGACUGGCAGAGGGUUUUUGAUGAAAACGUGCUGGUCCCUCCCCACCCGCAGAGAGCACGCCAACCUUUAAAGGAAUCGACGGCGUUUCAGUGUGUCCUGAAGAGGCUGGAUGGGCCACUCAUUAGGCAGGGCGUGCUGGAAGUGCUCUCGGAGGUGGGGUGCCAUCUUCGUGUCUCUCUCUUUGAUGUCACCUACCGUCACUUCUUCGGGAGGACGUGGAAGACCAUGGUGAGGCCCGUGGAGCCUCUCCCGAGGCAGCCGUCUAGGAUCAUCUUUAAUGAGCCCGUGUAUUUUCACACCUCCUUAACCCACCCUACCAUCGUGGCUGUGGUGGAAGUGGUCGCUGAAGGAAGGAAAAGGGAUGGGACCCUCCAAACCUUGUCCUGUGGGUUUGGAAUUCUUCGGAUCUUCAGCAACAAACCGGACUCUCCCACCUCCACCUCUGCCUCCGAGGACAAACGGCUGCGACUGUACCACGGCACCCCCAGAGCCCUGCUGCACCCACUGCUUCAGGACCCCAUCGAACAAAACAAGCACAUGACCCUCAUUGAGAGCUGCAGCCUGCAGUUCAGCCUGAGGCCACACCCGCUCCUGGAGCCAGCCUUCCACCUCCUGCCUGAGAACCUUCUGGUGUCUGGUUUGCAGCAUAUACCUGGCCUCCUUCCAGCUCAUGGAGAAAUGGGUGACGCCCUCCGAAAGCCCCGACUUCAGAAGGCGGUCACGUGGUACUUGGACGAUGUAUUCUUCACGCUGUAUCCUUCCCUGGAGAAAUUUGAGGAAGAGCUUCUGGAACUCCUUAUCAGCGAUCGCUUCCGGGAGGCGGACAGCCCGCUGGACGCCGGCACCCUGGAGGUCCUGGAGCGGCGUCUGCAUGUGGGCGUGCACAAUGGUCUGGGCUUCGUGCAGAGGCCGCAGGUCGUGGUGCUGGUGCCCGAGAUGGAGGUGGCCUUGUCGCGCUCCGCCAGCUUCAGCAGGAAAGUCGGCUCCUCCUCGAAGGCCAGCUCCGGAAGCCAGGCUCUUGUUCUGAGAAGCCGCCUCCGACUCCCCGAGAUGGUCCGUCACCCCGCAUUCGCCAUCGUCUUCCAGCUGGAGUACGUGUUUAACAGCCCUUCCGCCGUGGACGGCAACGCAGCUCCCGUUCCCUCCUCGUCCAGCCUGGCGUGUAUGCACAUGGUUCGCUGGGCUGUUUGGAACCCCUCGCUGGAAGCCAGCUCCGGGAAGGUGAUGUUACCUCUGCAGGGUGGGAUCCGGCCCAACCCCUCACACUGUCUGGUCUAUAAGGUACCCCCAGCCAGCAUGAGCUCCAAAGAGGUGAAGCAGGUGGAGUCGGGGACAGUCCAGUUCCAGUACUCAUUGAGCCCCGAAGGGCACCUGGACACACCCACAGGGCACGGCAGCAGCCCCAAGGCAGAGCGGCGGCCCUCCAGGAAGCCACCCACGUCUCCUUCAAGACCGCCAGUGCCACCUCCCCAGGGGCUUGUCGCCCCCCAGGACUCGCCUGUGGGACCAGGGUUGUCACUUUCCCAGCUGGCAGCUUCUCCACGGUCCCCAACUCGGCGCCGCUCUGCCAAACUGGCUUCACAGCAGCCCGAAGCCUCUGAACCCUCCUGGACCCAGGUGCAGGAGUUCCCCUUGGAGGGCAGGAUCGCUCACCUGGAAGCGGACCUGAGCCGGACGUCCUCGGCCCCGGGAACAUCCGUCGCUGAAAGGUUGCAGGAGCUGCCUUUCACACCUGUGCAUGCGCCGAUCGUCGCGGGAGCCCAGACCAGGAGCUCUGGAAGUCAGCUCUCGCGAGCCUCCAUGGUGCUCCUGCAGUCCUCCGGCUUUCCGGAGAUUCUGGAUGCCAAUAAGCGACCAGUUGAGGCUGUAAAUCCUACAGAUCCUGUGAAAUUCAACCCUCAGAAAGAAGAAUCAGAUUGCCUACAAAGCAAUGAAAUAGUGCUACAGUUUCUUGCCUUUAGCAGGCUGCCCCAGGACCGCCAGGGAGUGCCGUGGCCCCAGACUGUGUAUUUCACCUUCCAGUUCUACCGCUUCCCUCCCACGACAACACCGCGGCUGCAGCUGGUCAAGCUGGGCGAGCCUGGGAGGACCAGCUCUGGCCCCGUGUCCCACAGCCUCGUUCUGAUCGAUAAGGAUGGCAGCUUUGAUGCUGGCUCUCCCGGCUUCCAGCUGAGGUUCCUGGUAGACCCCGGGUUCCUGAAGCCCGGCGAGCGGCGCUGGUUCAGCUGCUACCUGGCUGUGCACAGCCUGCAGGUUGACGUCUGGGACGGGGACUCCUUGCUUCUCAUCGGAUCUGCCGCCGUUCAGAUGAAGCACCUCCUCCGCCAGGGGCGGCCGGCUGUGCAGGUCUCGCACGAGCUCGAGGUUGUGGCGACCGAAUAUGAGCAGGAUGCAAUGGUGGUGAGUGGAGACGUGACUGGAUUUGGCAGCGUCAAGCCCAUCGGCGUCCACAUGUUGGUGAAGGGCUGGCUGCACCUGACCUUGGCCAACAUAGGUCACUCGUGUGAACAGAGAGUGAGAGAUUCCAGGUCGUUGCCACCGUCCAGGUCACGAGUCAUCUCGAAUGACGGAGCCAGCCGCUUCGAGGGAGGCAGCCUCCUCACGCGUGGGGGCCUGAGACGUGAGUGGUUCUGUGCGCCUGAGGUGCAGACGGCUUCGCUGGGUGCUUGUGUCCUGGACCCUCGGCCGCUGGGACAGCAGGUCUUGUUCCGGGCCAGUGGCGGCAAGCCCCUCGCCGUGCUGCGCCUGACGGUGGAGCCUCAGCCGCACGUGGUGGACCAGGUCUUCCGCUUCUAUCACCCAGAGCUCACCUUCCUGAAGAAGGCCAUCCGCCUGCCUCCCUGGCACACGCUGCCAGGUGCUCCCGUGGCAAUGCCUGGCGAGGCCCCCCCAGUCUACGUCCGCUGUAGUGACCCGAACGUUAUCUGUGAGACCCAGAACGUGGGCCCCGGGGAGCCACGGGACGUGUUCCUGAAGGUGGCCAGUGGUCGCAGCCCGGAGAUCAAAGACUUCUUUGUCACCAUUUACGCGGAUCGCUGGCUGGCAGCACCCAUCCAGAUAUGGCAGGUCCACCUCCACUCCCUGCAGCGUGUGGACAUCUCCUGUGUCACUGGCCAGCGGAGCCACCUGUCCCUUGUCCUUCGGGGGACACAGACACUUAGGAAAGUGAAAGCUUUCACCUCACACCCCCAGGAGCUGACGACGGACCCCAAAGGUGUGUUCGUGCUGCCACCCCACGGGGUGCAGGACCUGCACGUGGGCGUGAGGCCCCUCAGGGCGGGCAGCCGCUUUGUCCACCUCAAUGUGGUCGACGUGGACUGCCACCAGCUGGUGGCCUCGUGGCUCGUGUGCCUCUCCUGCCGUCCGCCUCUCAUUUCCAAGGCCUUUGAGAUCACGCUGGCUGCCGGGGACGGGAAGGGCGCCAACAAGCGCAUCACCUACACCAACCCCUACCCCUCCCGGAGGGCCUACCACCUACACAGCGACCACCCUGACCUGCUGCAGUUCAAGGAGGACACCUUCCAGGUCGGGGGAGGAGAGACCUACACCAUCGGCCUGCGGUUUGCGCCCAGUCAGAGAGCUGGGGAGGAGGAGGUCCUGAUCUACAUCAACGACCACGAAGACAAAAAUGAGGAGACGUUCUGCGUGAAGGUCAUCUACCAGUGAAGGAGCGACCUCGAGGGGCGGCCCUGCAGCCUGGCCGAGGCGGGAGGACGUCACCUCAGCCCAACCCGCCAGGGCCCCAGUCCAGCCGAGCGGCUGCCCAGGGGUCCUCAGGCUGUCGAGCUCUGUUGCACACGAGAGACUCACUCUCUGUGAUGUUUGGAUUUGCUUUUAGCAAAAUGUUUUUUAUGAAUCAUCUUAAAUGAUAGAAUUAUGUUUUUUUUACUGGAUUUUGUACAACCAUUUGCUAUGCAACAUUUUAUAUUGGUUUUAUCUUGUAUCUUUUUUAAAAUUAUGUAUGAAACACUAA